CGCUGUACGGUAUCCAGAGCCCCAUUGGCGCCCAUGUUGUGGUCGUGUUGAGGCGUGGAAGGCGGCGAGGGCGAUGGCGGAGCACGCGUGCGGUUGGGCAGUGGUGCUGUUCGUCGUCUUCCUGUGUAACCUGUGCAGGCUGCUGCUGCCCGCGUUCGCGCUGCUGGUGGUGCGGCUGACACAGCCGGACUCCGGACGGGAGCUGGAGCUGAGGGAGGAACUGCGGAAGAUGCGGCGGGAGCUUGCCACCAUCAGCGUCAUGGACGAGUUUGCACGCUACGCCCGCUUGGAGCGGCGCAUCAACAAAGCCAGCGACGAGCUGAAGACCUCGCUUCAGGCACGAACAACCCAGCUGACAACUAUGAAGUGGGUUAUAAACAUCUCCUUCUACACUCUGCAGGCAGUGGUGAUGAUCACUCUGAUAUGGAACUACUACUCUACACCGGUGGCAAUGCUCCCAUCCAAGUGGGUCUCACCUCUAGAAAAGCUCGUGGCUUUUCCCACAGGUGUCCCAGGAGGCAUAGGCAUCACGUGCUGGCUGCUGGUCUGCAACAAGAUUGCAGGCUUACUCUUCCAGCCGUUCACCUGAGACUGCAUCACUGAAACUCUCCUAUAUCAACUUAGGGCGCUUCGAGGCACAGCUCCGCCUGCCCAGCCUUACCUCCAGCGGGUCGCUCUAAUUGUGCGACGGCUUUUUUUUGGCGGACGCAGUAAAACCUUUAACAGCGACUCGCACGUCUGGCAGACUCGCUUCUUUGCGACUAAGUAUUGCUGUUUACUUGAUUUUGUUACCCUUUGUUUUUUUAAACGUGCAGACCUUGAUCGAUGUAUAUAUAAUACCCAGGUCAUGUUGGACUAUUUAUUAUGUAAGCGAGUAAUCAGCCGUGAACAAAAUCUUUGCAUCAAAAAUAAAUGUGCGUCAAAAAUA
Messenger RNA from Lethenteron reissneri (Far Eastern brook lamprey), 928 nucleotides. It is a transcript of the gene GET1, whose product is annotated as guided entry of tail-anchored proteins factor 1. Gene Ontology annotation, cellular component: GET complex. Gene Ontology annotation, molecular function: protein-membrane adaptor activity. Lineage: Eukaryota; Metazoa; Chordata; Hyperoartia; Petromyzontiformes; Petromyzontidae. Gene Ontology annotation, biological process: tail-anchored membrane protein insertion into ER membrane. The record is from RefSeq and is a predicted model, not a curated record.